UCCCACAUCUCUCACCGUCACCCAUCCGUUGUUGAGGGAAUUGAUGGACGUCAUAGGUACUGAAGACCACCCUUCGUUUUCUGAGCAAUAUUUGUUAAGGGAGCAAGAAGAGAAAUUGAAAAUUUGAAAGUGGGAAUCGAGCCAUCAGCUGAUGUGGUUAAGACUUUCUUGAUUAGAGCAGCCCAGUCAUCCCACCUGCUACUGCUGAAGAGAGUAGUGGUCUCUGGCGAUGCUGUAAGCAGCGAAGAUGGGUAUGAAUUUGGGUCGGAAGACAGAUGUGGCCCUUUCCUGGAGUUACGGAAGGCGGAGCGGCAACCGUGAUGGGCGGUGGUACUUGGGCAGCGGCUCGGCGCGGAGAGACUGGUGGCCUUUCAUUCGGGUUUCUGGAUCUUGCAAUUUCUGCCCGGGGAAAUGUUAUGAAAUAAACAUGAAAUGUUCGUAGGUCAAUCGGUCGGGUCUUCUUAUCAUCAUCCGAUCAACAAUUAAUCUUUCUUCAUAGGUUAUUAGCAAUGGUUCAAACUUGAUAUGUUAAAUUAGGUCUUAAACCUGAUGAAGUGCCCCCAGAGAUUAAGAUUUAAGCUUGAGAUGGCCCCUGCAGAUUUCGGUUCCCAAUUCAACUACAAACCAAAGUAGACAUUGCUUUACCCGAUUAAUAUCAUAGGUGCAUUGCUACAAAGGGUGACAGUGCACUUGAGUGUGACAAGUUCUCAAAGUAUUACUGCUCUCUUUCCCCCGGCGAAUGGAUGGAUAGAUGGAAUCAGCAAAGGGAGAACGACAUCUUUCCAGGUCCGCUGUGAGUGUCUUUCGGUCACUAUCUUCACAUUUGGUUCCAUUACAUUUAAUGGAAUCACUGAAAUUUGUUAAUGACAGUAACUUUGACUUGUUUACCUCACUAGCUCAAGUCAAAAUGAGUUUACUUCACCGAUGCCUUAUAAUUAAAUCCAAUCUAGCAUGCCAUUCCUUUUUACACAAAACUCACGCCACUUAAUUUAUACAUAUUAAGGUAAUAGAUGAUACAGAGUUAGUAAGAUAUGUAAGUAUUGAUCUUGGGGUAGGAUGGCCUGAAAGGAUUUAAGCAUUAUAGGAUUUUUGGUGGUCUUUGUAUUACUAUAUUAAUGUUAUCAGUAUUAGUGUAGUAGUAUUGAACCCCAAUUCACUUCAUUAUUUCUUCAUAAUGGCCUGAAGGCAGUAUGUUCAUUAUUAGCUUCACUUUGGAUUGGGGACUCUUCAUUAUAGUGUUUUUUGUACUGAUUUCUAUGCUGAGAUAUGCUGAUUUAUAUGCUGCAAUAUAUGAGCAUGCUGGUUUAUAUGCUGAAAGGCUAUUAUACUUCGUAUAUGUUGACUCAUUUGUUGAAACUGUUUUGAAUAAUUUAUAUGCUGAUUUAUACUCCGUAUAAGGGGUUAUGAAGAGAUGCUUCAAGGUCCAGUGGUGAUCGUUUUUUAGUGCUUUCCAUAAUGUAUGAAUAUCAUUCACCUACAAUGGCCAUUGAAAGAGAAGAUGAAAACCACCUGAUUACUCUAAAUUACUAGCACCAUGACCUCAAGCAUAAAUUGAUAACAUCAAUCAUCAUAUAGACCAAAUCUUAUUACUCCAAAUUGUGCAACUUAACUAAACAUGGAGUUCCAAAUGCUAACCAAAAAGCACCUAGGGCCAGGGAUACUAGUCUAAAUGUUUGUGGAGCAUUAGGAGGUCCUGGUCUUGGAGAUUCGCUCUUUCUUGGGCUCAAUUCGAAUGGAGUUGGAUUUCCAGAUCUUGAAAAAGUAAGCAACAUUUGAAUCAAAACCCAACAUGAUUUAACAGGAUUUAACGGAUAAUCUAGAGGGUUGACACGACAGAGACCAAAUCACACUAAAUGAUACACUACAACUGACUUUGAUGGAAUAGCAAUACUUUCCACAUAAUACUUGAAAUGAAAAUGAAUAUAUUUGAUCUGACAAUUUGUGAAAAAUAUAGGGUAUUUCAUACACUAUUUUAAAGAAUAUCAUAACAAUCUCGCAUAAAAUAGCUAUUUAUAAAAAAGAACAUCAUUUUAAAAUUGGGCAAAAGCUAUCGCGCCUUGCGCGAAGGAUCGCUAGUUUUAGUAUAAAGGAUGACACCCAUCCUUGAGAUUCGACAACACCGACCGGACGAUAUGAUGAGAGGAAGUAAAUUGGACUACAAUAUAGAUGGAUAGUUGGAUUCUCGUAACACGGAGUGGAACCCGGACCUAACCCGAUUCAAUUGAUCGAUAGAAUAUGUUGAUUAAUUAAUACUCCUUAAAAAAUACUCCGUAGAAUCUGUUGAUUCAUUUCCAAUCGAUUCACAGGUUCUUAAAACAAACUCCCCUGGCUUGAGUUAAAUUUUCACUUGACGGACUCUCCAUCUGGAUAUAUUUGGAAAUCUUAUUCCCAUAUAUUUCAAGGAUCCUUUGGAAAAUUGGAAUUUGAGAUUUCAUCUCACAGUUGCCGUUUCGUAAAUCUCUGCUCAAAGUCUAUUUCGAAAUUUGCUUUUGUUUUUGCAACAGCAUUUCUGUAGCACUAAUCUAUGAUCUCUGGAUUUUGUCCGUCUAUUAUUCGAUGUGAUCUAAUGCUGCGACUGAUUUAUUGGGUUUUACUGAUUUCUGGGCAUGCCCGAGAACUUGAUAUUCCACAAAUUGGAUUCGAUCUAUGAGGACAAACUUUUCAUUUGGGUCUGGCAGCCCCAAAUCAUUCCAAGCGUACCCUAGGGCUGAUUUUGACUUAGAAUCUGGAAUUCCAAAAAGAAGCAGAAAACCCAAAAGCUCGCCAUUUCAUCCCAUCAAAAUGAUCAAGUCAUUAGGUGAUCAGAUAAAUUACUACUAUAAGGUUCGCCCACUUUUGCUGUUCUUUAUCUCAUUCUGCCUUGCGGUUACUAUUAUUUUCAUAUUGUCUUCCUACCAGGCCCGGUUUCGGGUUAUGGGUAACUUAAAGAAACCCAAUAAGGGUGUAGAAAUGUAUCCGUUUUCCGAGUUCAAGAAUCUGGUAAUGGUUGCCGGGCAUUCGGUUUACACUAGCAGUAGUUGUGAGAGUGUUGAGAAGGAGAACGCUUGGUUUCUGGAGUCAUAUCAGAAGCAUCCUGGCCAAGCUGAAACCUUUGUAGCGCAUAUACAGAAGGGAGUUGAAAUUACAGCAACUGAUGACGUGGCUUUGCUUCUGUUCAGCGGUGGAGAGACAAGGAAAGAGGCGGGGCCCAGAAGCGAGGCACAAAGCUAUUGGAUUGUUGCUGAGUCUAAAGGAUGGUUUGGAAAUCAAGAAAUUGUAAGGAGGAGGGCACUCACGGAAGAGCAUGCUAGAGACAGUUUUGAGAACCUUCUUUUUAGUGUUUGCAGGUUCAGAGAACUCACUGGUUCAUAUCCACAUAAUUUAACAGUUGUGGGCUAUGACUUUAAGGCUGAGAGAUUUGUUCAACUGCACCGCACAGCCAUAAGAUUCCCAGAAAGUAGAUUCAUUUACUCAGGAACCCCAUCAUCGCCAUCUUCAAGGGAUGCAGCUUUGAAAAGUGAGGCCUUUGUGAGGACGCAGUUCCAAGAUGAUCCUUACGGAUGUAAAGGCUCACUCUUGCGGAAGAAGUUAGGACGUGAUCCCUUUCAUCGUUCAAUCCCUUAUCCCAAUGGAUGUCCUGAAAUUGAAGGGUUGUUCCGAUACUGUGGUAGGGUUCCAUAUCCAGGCUCAUUGCCCUGGGGCUAAGUAGAUAUUUGAUGUUUAACAAGAGUAAGGGUUUUUGGCUCAUGAGUUAUAUGUAUCACUUUAUAUGCUAAUGUAUCUUUUCUAAGGACGCCCUUCUUUUUUUCUUUCAAAAAUGUAUGUUUGGUUAUUAUAUUUUUGGCUUGUUAACUUAAGAUAUCAGCAACUUAAAACUCACCAUUCUAUCUUAUUCUUUACCAUUUACC
Molecule: messenger RNA, 3887 nt
Organism: Cuscuta epithymum
Lineage: Eukaryota; Viridiplantae; Streptophyta; Magnoliopsida; Solanales; Convolvulaceae
Source: the annotation of a GenBank genome assembly